Molecule: messenger RNA, 684 nt
Organism: Symbiodinium sp. CCMP2456
Lineage: Eukaryota; Dinophyceae; Suessiales; Symbiodiniaceae
Source: the annotation of a GenBank genome assembly
AUGGGGAAUGAUAUCAAUGAUAUUUCUGUUGUGCUACCACCGGAACAGCUCCAAGAGGAUGAAUCUCUUAGGCAAGAGAUGGAGAUGGAUCGUCUUCUUUGGGCCAGGCAUGUGGGUUCCACUUUCGGGCAGAAUAUCGAAUGCCUGCCGAGAAGAUGGCUUCCGCCUGGAAGUGUGGCAGAUAUCUACAGGUAUUCGCUUUUCCUUGCUCGGUACAAUGAGAAAUGGUCCUCUCGCCUGAAAUUUCGUGAUCCAAGUGAGUUCCCCGAGUGCGAUGAUUGCUACAGAUUGAAGGAGGCCAUGCGUGACACAAAAGACCUGAGCGCUAGAAUGGCCUAUGUUGCUGAAUACAAACACCACAUCGAAGCAGUUCAGCAAGAUCGCAAUUUGGAGCAACAGCUUCAAUCGGAAUCUUUGGCGACAUCGCCUCGGGCGAUACUAUUUGUGCAAACAGAUGGAAUGGAUCAAGCGAAGUGGGCCCUCCCACGGCUCGGAGAGAAGCAAACAAAGAAAACAAGCGCUGUGGUCAGGCCCAGAAUGAAGGUUCAGGGCAUAUGGCUGCAAUCCAUUGCCUUGGUGAUGUUUGUUGCAGACAUCCAUGUCUGCCACGACAGUAGCAUGACGUGCGAGGCUUGGGUUAUCGGUAGAUUUGCCAGUAUCUGUGCAGCAGAUGCAUGUGGGUAG